This is a messenger RNA of Thrips palmi, 917 nucleotides long. Its product is annotated as protein ANTAGONIST OF LIKE HETEROCHROMATIN PROTEIN 1-like. The transcript is spliced from 2 exons. The record is from RefSeq and is a predicted model, not a curated record. The coding region runs from base 54 to 917 and encodes 287 amino acids. Lineage: Eukaryota; Metazoa; Arthropoda; Insecta; Thysanoptera; Thripidae.
UGGCGCUUAUUCUCGCAUUAAUUCAAGAAGAAGAAGAUGAAUAUUUUCAGUUGAUGAUGGAAGCUGCUCGAAUUGCUGCAAAUGAGUGGAUGGAGAUGGAGGAAGGAGUGGGGUUAGGUAAGCUUUGGUUGAUACUAAUGUUGGAAAUUUUCGUUCUUGCUAUUACGUUACCGCUCACUUUUAAUUCAACAGACGAGUUGGAGUCCUGGCAGCAUGUUACUGUGAACAUAGAUGAUUACCACAACAUGAAUGAUAGGUGUUUUAGAUUGCACUUUAGAAUGUCUAAGCAUGUCUUUGGAAGGUUAGUUCAAAUCAUUGAACAGCAUUUAGAAGAAACUGGUAGGCUCCGAAGGCGCAGGACCCCUCUUCGAGACAUUGUAUUAAUGGUGGUGUGGCAGCUAGCAACGCCUGACACUUUUAGAAGUGUUGCCCUCAGAUUUGGAGUGACCCCAAGCACGCUAUAUUAUUUCUAUUCUUAUAUAAUUCAGGCUCUCAGAGAAAUGGCUGGAAAGUACAUUGUGUGGCCAAAUGAAGAAGAGCGUGUACAAAUAUCAGAAACUUUCAGGGUAGCCACUGGAUUUCCUGGUGUCGUAGGCAGUGUUGAUGGUACCCAUGUGUAUGUUACGGCUCCAGUUGAAAAUGCAGCAGCAUACAAGAACAGAUUUCUAAGUCACAGUAUACUUGUCCAAGCUGUUGUAGACAGCACGCUACUUGUAAGGGACUUUUCUGUUGGAGAACCCGGCAGUAUGAAUGAUAAUAGAGUUUUCCGUAGAAGUGAACUGUUCCGAGACAUUUUGGCUGGAGAAAGACUGAGUCAAGGAGAAUUUCUGGUUGGGGAUGGAGCUUACACUUUAUCUGAAUUUGUAAGGACAGACUUGAUUUCCUUUCUAUUUAUUGUGAAUCAAAACAGUGCUUAA